This is a messenger RNA of Oncorhynchus gorbuscha (pink salmon), 1956 nucleotides long. Its product is annotated as disks large-associated protein 1-like. The transcript has 7 exons. Gene Ontology annotation, molecular function: molecular adaptor activity. The record is from RefSeq and is a predicted model, not a curated record. The coding region runs from base 292 to 1956 and encodes 554 amino acids. Gene Ontology annotation, cellular component: postsynaptic specialization; glutamatergic synapse. Gene Ontology annotation, biological process: signaling. Lineage: Eukaryota; Metazoa; Chordata; Actinopteri; Salmoniformes; Salmonidae.
GGUACAAGCAGCCAGUAUAGACUGGGACUUGACAACCAGUGGACCUCCUGUCGAGUUUCCAUUGGCAGAAGAGAAAGCUAUUAUUCAAAGACGGUGAAUUGUAUAGGAUUAUACCAGGGAGCGCUUGCUGUUUUCUACCAACACACCAUAAGUAAAGACUUGCAGUUGCAUGGAGGACAACAGGUGUGGAUUUAAGGACCGGUGAAGUCAUGACGCUGAAGAGGAGACAAUAAAGUGGAGCUUAUUUAGCGUCAGUAGCAGUUAGAUGUGUCUGUCCCCUCGUCCGUGACGAUGACGAUGAAGGGCUUGUCGAGUAGCCGGAGGCACCAUCACAUGGUGACCUGUGACCCCUCCUAUGACUCCAUGACCCUGGGGCGCCAAGCCCGGCCCUACCCGCUGAACCCGGGCAAUGCCCACCCGGCGGACCACCCUUACUAUGCCCAGCGAAGCUCCUUCCAGUCUGAGUGCGGGCCCUACCAUGACCCGGCUAGCAGCACCUUCCCCCGAAGACACUACAGCUCACACCAUGAACUGAAGGAUGAGUGUGCUGUGGUGCCUUACACCGGAGGCCAGGGGGGAGGCGUUAAAAACAACCGCAUCCCCCCCAACCUUCUGGAGCAGUUUGAACGGCAGGCGCCGGCGCGCCAUGACGGCUACCACACACUGCAGUACAAAUGCACAGCGGUGGCGCACCAGCGCAGCGACAGUCCUGGGAGGAUCCGGCAUCUUGUCCACUCUGUCCAAAAGCUCUUCACCAAGUCUCAAUCCCUGGAAGGCCCAUCUGGGGAUAGGAUGAACGGGGGCAAGGCCAACUCUGACGACCCACCCUCCCACUCGGGCACCCUGAAGCACAGCAGCAAGCGCAGCAAGAGCAAAGACCGCAGCAGGUCGGAGCCCAAGAUGCGCUCAGCAAUCUCAGGCUACUGGAGCUCGGACGACACCCUGGACCGCGAGGUGUGCCUGUACCACCACCACAGCCCCAUCCCGGGAGGCAUGCCCUCGGGGGUGAUGACCAUGGGCCGCCACCCAGGCAAGUCCCAGUCACAGUACUUCAUGGAGCAGUACAACACCAUCAGCGCCCACUCGCUGAAGACGUCACGAAGCAACAACGACGUCAAGUGUUCUACAUGCGCCGGGUUGCCGGGACUGGGCACGGGGAUGGACGGGACUGGCCAACUGCUGAAGAAGAGCUCGUGGUCAUCAACGCUGACGGUCAGUAGGGCCAGGGAAGUCUACCAGAAAGCAUCGGUCAACCUGGACAAAGCCCCGGUCAAGGCUGAUACCUGCCAGCGGGGGGGGCGCCAGAUCUGUCAAUUCCUCCAGGUACCCCAGGACGAGUGGAGUAGGGGGUUCUUGUCCGUGGGGAAAGACGAGGAGAUCCCAUGCAGGCGUAUGCGCAGUGGCAGCUACAUCAAGGCCAUGGCGGAGGAAGACAGCGGCGACUCAGACUGCAGCCCCAAGCCCUCGCCCAAGGUGCAGGCGCGCCGGGCAAGCUAUCUGAAGGCCACGCAGCCAUCGCUCACCGAGAUGACCACCCUCAAGAUCUCCACCGAGUCGCACUCUCCCAAGCUGCAGAUCCGGAGCCACAGCUACCUGCGUGCGGUGAGCGAGGUGGAGGUGAACGGACAGAUUGAGGCAGUGUGUGAGUCUGUUUUCAGUGAGAUGGAGUCUCAAGCGGUGGAUGCUCUGGACCUCCCCAUGUCAGGCUGCUUCCGCAUGCGCAGUCACAGCUAUGUCCGGGCCAUCGAGAAGGGCUGCUCCCAAGAUGAGGAGGACAGGGUCACCAUGGUGGGGGGAAACAUGAGGGCUAUCUCAACCCCCCGGGCCACCACCACCGUCAGGACCAUCCAGAGCAGCACAGGGGAGCGGCGCGAGGGUCAACACCUGUCUGUUCUGUCGACUUGGAGUAUGUUCAUCGCUGACGGAAUGGUCCUCUCAGCCAUUCCGUUUGACUGA